GCGCGUUGCGUGCAACAUCCAUUACGUCCGUCAACUAGUUUAAGCUUAUUUUAAUUUGUAGUGAUCCGAACAUUCACCAAAGACCAGCGAUGGCUCACCGCUUGGGUGCUCGCGAAAUCGAAUCAGCAAAGGAAUGUUUCGCGAUUUAUUCCAUUAACCACAAAUUGCCACGAAACAACCUCGGCAAAGCCUUGCGGUCACUCGGCGCUAAUCCGAGCAACCAAGACCUGCAACAAAUGAUCGCUAAGAUGCGCGUCCCCGACCCCCUGUCACUGCAAGAUUUCUUGUCAGUCCUGGAGCAAGACUUCCCCCCGCCCGACAGCGAGGAGGAGAUACGCGAGGCGUUCGGCGUCUUCGACAAGGACGGUGAAGGGACCAUCUCGGCGUCGGAGCUGAAACACGUCCUCAUGACCAUGGGUGAGAAGCUCACGCAGGAGGAGGUCGAACUCAUCGUCAGGGAGGCCGAUGUCGACGAGGAAGGGCAAAUCAGAUACGAGCAGUUCGUCUCAAUCAUGAAGAGGAAUUGAGAUGUAUCGCAUUUAUUGCAAUCAUCGGUCACAUCACGCAAUCAUAUAUAACUCAUUCGACUUUUUCUAUACAUGAGCUAAAAAUUAAAAAGAGGAUGCCGAAUGUGGACACUUACAAUUUAUGUGCAAGUGCGGAUGGUUAAUCAUCACCGUCAUCAAUAAUUUAUGAAAUUGGUGGACUGGAUAGAAUAACAGAUAUCAAACUAUUAUUAUAGCACUCCAGGAUUAUAUUCACUUUUUUGCUACGAUGCAUGACGGAAUAUUCAAUCUUAAUUAAAUAUUCAAUCAGUAAUUCAAAAACGAAUUUAAAUCAUAAAUUAUUCUCCUCGGAAAUUUGGCAAAUCACAAUUCAAGUGUUAAUAGAGGACGAAAAUUAUCGGAAAUAUAUUACUGCAUGCUUAUUAUUUUGGGCUGUUUAUUAUUUAGUUAACCUUCAGAAUACUAGAAUGAAAGCUCAGAAUCGUUUUAUCAUAUUUAACGUUAUUAUUUAAAUCUGGAGCAAACGUAAAUUUGUCAUUUUAUAAUGAUUUUUUUAUGAUUCAAAUUUUUAUGACAAUUUUAAUGACAGCAACAUUAUGAAACUACGUAAGUUAAAGCAGUAAUUUGUAUUUUAUAUCCAAUUAAUUAACGCAAGACGCGCAUUUUAAAACUCAUUCAAAUAGCCCUAAUAUUUUCAUGAUGCCCGGUUCGAUGAUUCCAAACAUGCAAACAAUCACACGAGCACAUUAUCUCAAAUGAAAAUUAAGAGUUUUUUCAUAGAGGAUGGUAUUGCCACGUAUUUUAGCAUUUGCACAAGUCUAUGUUAAUUCACCAAUCGCAUUAGCCGAAGCUCAAACUCUAUAUGCAAUGUGAAGCCUCGAAUUUCGUUCAUACAUACGAAAAAUUUUAUGUAGACCGUGAGUUCGAAAUAAUUAAUUCGGUUAAGAAAUUUUAAACUGGAAUACGAACCAUUUUUCCAUUCUCGACUUAGACUUUCAGCAAUAGAUGUUGCAGCAAUCUGUCACUUACAUCGUCAACUUCGCCAGUCUAACUUGAUAUUGGAUUUCAA
Molecule: messenger RNA, 1575 nt
Organism: Hyalella azteca
Lineage: Eukaryota; Metazoa; Arthropoda; Malacostraca; Amphipoda; Hyalellidae
Product: calmodulin-like
Exons: 3
Coding region: 90-527 (145 amino acids)
Cellular component (GO): myosin II complex
Molecular function (GO): calcium ion binding
Source: RefSeq, a predicted model, not a curated record